Messenger RNA from Aegilops tauschii subsp. strangulata, 1752 nucleotides. NCBI's taxonomy places the organism in Eukaryota, Viridiplantae, Streptophyta, Magnoliopsida, Poales, Poaceae. The record is from RefSeq and is a predicted model, not a curated record.
UCGACAUUCUUUGUUUUCCUGUCCCACCAAGUUACGGGCGAGAAGGCGUGAGAGAAGAGUCCCCUCUUGUGCUGCAUGGAGAACUGAGCACCGUCUAGGAGGAGGAGGAGGUAGAGGAGCACACAAGUCAUCUAGCGGCGGUUGCAGCUUCGGCGUAGGCAACCUGUUCGACAUAAUUUCUGAGAGGCUUGAUGAUGAGGAAACCAUGGAAACGACUCUCGCCAGCGGAGAGGACCGCCUCAAGGCCCUCCCAAAUGAUCUUCUCAUCUAUCUUAUGUCGUUCCUGCCUUCCCGCGACUUUGUGCGGACAUGCGUUCUCGGUAAGCGUUGGAGCACGCUCUGGAAGUCUGUGCCCGCCCUACGCAUCGAUGACCCCGAUAGCUACGACGCCGUUAGUGGCUCCAACACAUUUGUGAACGAGUUUCUUCGCCUUCGCGACCCAACUCCUCUAAAUGUAUGUGACAUCAGUUCGGAUUGCGUGGAGACUACGGCUGAUUACCCCGAAUGGGCCGACGAGGCAUUCCAACAAAUGAAGCCGUGGCUCUGGUAUGCUCUAUCGUGUCAAGUUCAAGUGCUUAAAAUUUGUUUUCCCUGGCGGGUAAUCGACACUACUCUCAUCUCGUCGCACUUGAAGAGGUGACAUCUCGAUGGCAUGCACUUUGAGGGAUGCUCGCUCGAUUUUUUGAGUUGUAAGGUGCUAGAGGUGUUAGAGAUGAUAAGUUGUGACAUCUAUGCGAAUAUCAUGUCCCAAACAUUACGACAUCUUAAAAUUAAUGGUGGGGGUUUUUGUAUUGAUGACCGCAUUCGUAUUUCCACCCCAAAUCUCAUUGGCUUCAGACUAGCUCCACUUUGGGGUUGGGCUCCUUUGCUUGAUAGCAUGCCAUCACUUGUAACAACAUCUGUAAAGCUUGGAGAAGGGUGUGAGGAGGAACUGUGUUACUGUAGUAAUCCAUCAUGUGAGGGAUGUGAUGCUCAACCUGGUGGAACCAACUAUCCCGUGGCUCUGCAAAGUUUGUCGGGUGCUACAAAUUUGAAGUUGAAAAUAUAUGAUCCGACACGGUUAUCUAUUUUCAGAAUGGAUUUGAAAUGGCGCCCUGUGUUUAGGAAGUUAAAAACAUUGUUGCUCAAUGAAUGGUGUGUCGGUGAUGAUUUUACUGGAUUGAUUUACUUUCUCCAGCACUCACCAAUUCUAGAGACACUUAAGCUUCAGCUUGAUCUUGAAAGUUCUGAGGAUUAUCAUUUGAGCAAAACUGAUGAAAGUUGUAACUUAAAGGAACAGUCAUUGCUAUCACCACAUCUCAAGGUAGUCAAAAUUAUAUGUUGCACGCCGGAAGAUGUGAUAGUUCGCCGUAUUUUAAAGAUUCUAUGUGCCCAUGGAGUGCCUUACGAAAAAAUUGAGGUUGAAGUUCGCAUGGUUCAAUUUCGAUCUAUAUAUGAUCAGAUCAUCCCCGUUAUUCAAACUUGAGGCCCUCGGAUCUAGUGCCAUGAAGUUGUGGUGUUUCGUCUACUAGUGUCCUAUUCAUAUGAACUCUUAUGUAUUUCUGUGUAGCUUGUUGCUUGGAUGUUGUCAUAAAUCAUAACAUGUCGAGGUUUGAAGUGCCGUGGUAGUCCUAGUGCACUUUUGCUCAUCUCAUGAACUUAGUGCCAGGCCUGAACCGGUUAUGUAAUUGUGGUAAGAUGUUUCAUGCACCUGUCUAGUGUUGUUCUGGAUUGUGGUAAGUAAUAUGCAACAUGUGAUUGUCUGCUUCUUUC